Molecule: messenger RNA, 2062 nt
Organism: Struthio camelus australis
Lineage: Eukaryota; Metazoa; Chordata; Aves; Struthioniformes; Struthionidae
Source: RefSeq, a predicted model, not a curated record
CCCGCAUCAGCCUCUGCCUGCCUGGUGGCACCCGAGGGCUGUUGGAUGAGGGGAUGGGGGAUUCCCUCUGUACUCCUUCUCCCGGGCCCUUCCAGGCCAAAUGCUGGGGCUCAGAGACACAGUCGAGCUCAUGUCCUAGGGUGUCCCCGAGGCCAUGCUGUCCCCUCGUCCCUUCCUGGCUGCCAGUGGUUUGGGAGGAACCCGCACCUGGACCACUUCUUGUUGUGCCACAGGGCCCUUGCUGACAGGACUCUCCGGCCCAUCGGUUGCCUCGGAGGGGUGUGAGCCAGGAGCUGGCGGGGAAGAGACGCUCGCGGCGUGAGAGAGGGUUCUCCGCUCCAUUGUCUCCACGAUGCCUCAAGCCUCUGAGCACCGUGUCAGCCGGGCCAGAGACCAAGCGGUCGUCACAUCCCAGCCCAAGGCUGCCUCCAAGCUGCCCAACGGACACCGAGCCUUGAGCCAGGAGCGCCAUGCCGCUGCCUUGGCCUCCUCCACCAUCUCCAACGGGCUCUCUCCAGCCCCCAAGCUUCGCCUCCUGCCACCUCGGCCCGGCCCGCUCGAUGACCGGGGGAAGAAGCUGGAGCUCGAGCGGGGCCGGGCCUCGAAACGCGGUGAGGUGCUCCGCAGCUCGGCAUCCCGCCGAGGGCCCGUGAAGGCGGACCACGCGGUGCGGGUGCCCAGCUCUCCGCAGGUGGGCGCCAUGUGCGGCAGCGCCUCCUUCUCCCCGCCCUCCGAAUCCAGCAGCAUCGGGGACCUGGGCCAGGGUGGCGGCCGGGCCGGGGACGGGACAGCAGUGCUGAGCCGCCUGGUGCUGAGGGACUGCAGCCACCAGCUAAGCGUGGGCUCACUCGCUCUCAAGAGAAGCUCCUCGCUCCGAAGGGUCAACGUGGCUCCAGGGCUGGACGGGAAGCCUGUGGCCCCGCUGCUCUCUGUCCGGCCUGAGGGUUGCCCGAGGACUCAUGCCCCUGACCCCCAGUACACCCACACCCAGGACGUCUCAGCACCCAGCAGCCCACCCCUGAGCAGAGCCCCAGCACCUGGCAGGCCUGAGGAGAAAGCAUCAGCUACCCAUCACACCCUCCUUCUGGGCUCUGGCCACAUCGGACUCAGGAACCUGGGCAACACGUGCUUCAUGAACGCCGUGCUGCAGUGCUUGAGCAGCACCAAGCCGUUGCGAGACUACUGCCUGCGCAAGGAGUUUCACCAGGAGCAGCCUGGUGUCCCCCGGGCCCAGCAGGAGCUCACCGAAGCCUUCGCGGACGUCAUCACUGCCCUGUGGCACCCGGACUCCACAGAGCCUGUGAACCCUGGGCGCUUCAAGGCCAUCUUUCAGAAAUACGUCCCAUCCUUCACAGGCUACAGCCAGCAGGAUGCGCAGGAGUUCCUCAAGUUCUUCAUGGACAGGCUGCACGUGGAGAUCAACCGGAAGGGCCGCAAGACACCCAGCAUCCUCGCAGAUACCAAGCGGCCCUCUGUGCUGGAGGACUCGGAGCUGCUGAGCGAUGACGAACGCGCCAACCAGAUGUGGAAGCGAUACCUGGAGAGGGAGGACAGCAAAAUCGUGGAUCUUUUCGUGGGACAGCUGAAGAGCUGCCUCAAGUGUCAGGCCUGUGGCUACCGCCCCACCACCUUUGAAGUGUUUUGUGAUCUCUCCCUGCCCAUCCCAAAGAAAGGCUUUGCUGGCGGGAAGGUCUCUCUCCACGACUGCUUCAGCCUUUUCACCAAGGAGGAGGAGCUGGACUCGGAAAAUGCCCCGGUCUGCGACAAGUGCCGGCAGAGGACUCGGAGCACGAAAAAACUCACCAUCCAGCGCUUCCCCCGCAUCCUGGUGCUUCACCUGAACAGGUUCUCCACCACCCGCUAUUCCAUCAAGAAAUGCUCCGUUUUCGUGGACUUCCCCCUGCAGCAGCUCAACCUGAGGGAAUUCGCUAGCGAGAAGGCAGGCAGCCCCGGGUACAGCCUGUACGCGCUGUGCAACCACUCGGGCAGUGUGCACUACGGGCACUACACCGCCUUCUGCAGGGACCAGGCUGGCUGGCGGGUCUACAACGAUUCCCGGUAG